UAUGAACGAGGACCAACAUAUUUUGUAGGACAUAAAUAUAUUUUAUGCAAUUAUCAAUUUCAUUCGAAAAAGAGAUGUGAUGACGAACAUGAUUUUUUUAUAAGUAGUGCCAUAUAUUUUAAAUUAUUAAAAAAAUUUUACUGUGAACAAUUAUAUUACGUUUAAAUUACAUUUUAAAGAUGUUUAACAUAAAUUUUAAUCGAAAACUGAUACCAAUAAAAUUUAAUUAUUUCUUUUUAUUUGGAUGUAUAGGGCCUAUAAUUGGAUUUUUACCUACGAUAGCGAAACAAUUGGGAUACUCAAUAACCACAUAUGGUAUUACUAUGACUUUUAUGUCGAUAAUAUCAAUGGUAUUAUCACCUGCAGCUGGUAUAAUCGUCGACAGAUUCCGUGUGAAAAAAACAUUAUUUUUUAUAGUAACACUAUUGAUAGGCGUAAUUUCAUUUUUCUUCAUAUUUGUACCAAAAGUGCCUUUGGAGGUGGGCGUGGAAAUGAAAUGUGACUCGGAAAUUAUUUUGAUUGUUCGUGCUGAUAACGUUCAACAAAAUACACAUAAUACAUCAAUAUUCAAUCCCGAGAAGAAAGAUGAACUUAUCACAUGCAAGUUAAUUUGUCAAAAUACGAAGUUAUAUGACCAUCAAAUAAAUAAGUUGAAUAACCAAUCCGAUUUCAGUGAUUAUUGGAUGACAACUACCAAAAAUAUAAACGAGAACGAUCAUAAUCGGAUUGAUGUUACAUUAAAAUUGAAAGAUAUGGAACAAACUGAAAGUUCGUACGUUUUCCAUCUAUUGUCUAUUCAAAUGAAUGGUACGGAAAUUCCUGUAACAUGCAAAUGUAAUUUAAAAACAUUUUGCCACAUCACAGCAUGUUCUAAUGAAGCUAUAAUGCGCGUGGCCACUAUACCAACAUAUAGAGGAAACGUUCUUAAUUUGUAUCAAUUUUGGAUUUUUUUCUUUAUUUUAUCUACAUUGUCUGCUUGCAUGGUUAUAGCAACAACUUUACAAAAUCCAAUUUGUCUUGAUCUUUUAGAAGACAAGCCUGAGGAUUUCGGAAAACAAAAAUGUUGGGCGUCAACUGGUUGGGGAACUUUUUCUAUAUUCAUUGGAUGGCUUGUGGAUUGGUUUAGCGUUAAUAAGAAUGAAAAAGAAUAUUCACCAGUUUUUUAUUCAUGUAUUUUACUCACAAUUUGUAAUUUAUUUGUCAUUUAUAAAAUCAAAAUGAUUGAAACAAAAAAAUCCGAAGGAAAAUGGAAGAAUGUAUGUGGACUGUUUACUAAACAUUAUGUGAUUGCAUUUUACGUAUGGUCAAUAUUCAACAGUUUUUUCCAUACAAUUGUAACUCACUUUCUAUUCUGGUACAUGGAGGAUUUGGUUUUAGUUAACAAUGACCACAAACAACGAGCAUGGAUAAAAACACUUCAAGGUCUAGCUCAAGGCGUUCAAUGUUUUGGAGGUGAAAUACCAUUUUAUUUUUGGUCCGGUUGGAUAAUCAGAAAGAUGGGUCACAUUAACUGCAUGGCUUUGGUGCUGGGAUCUAUGGCUAUCAGAAUGUAUCUUUACACAGUCAUCUGGAAUCCAGCUUGGAUUAUUGCAAUUGAGUUAUUGAAUGGCAUAUCAUAUGCAUUGGGACAGUCUUUGAAAAUGUCCUACGCAAAAAUUAUGUCACCUAAGGACGCCACUAACACUAUAAUUGGGAUAAUAGCAUUUUUCGAUUGCAUAGCUGAAUCUUUAGGUAGUCUAUUGGGAUCAUAUUUAUUCGAUUCAUACGGUGGAGUGUGGUCAUUUCGAUUUUUCGCCUACAGUUCAGCUUUUAUGUGCUUUAUAAAUAUACUAAGCAAUCGUUUUGGAUUAACAAAAGAUUUGACAAAUUUUAAUUUUGUCACAGUGUCUAUGAUAGAAAAUAACAAAGAUGAUGAUGAUGAACUUCAUUAAGGACUAAUUAACUUCAUUAACAACUUGUUAACAAAAACUAAUUUAAUUUUACUGAAUAUAUUAUUUUAUAAAAAAUUGUAAAAAAAUGUAAUUUUAUUAUGCAGAACAAUUCUAAUAUAAUAAAACGAUGAACAAAAUCUUACA
Messenger RNA from Rhopalosiphum padi (bird cherry-oat aphid), 2075 nucleotides. RefSeq names its product major facilitator superfamily domain-containing protein 6-like. The record is from RefSeq and is a predicted model, not a curated record. Gene Ontology annotation, cellular component: membrane. NCBI's taxonomy places the organism in Eukaryota, Metazoa, Arthropoda, Insecta, Hemiptera, Aphididae.